Messenger RNA from Rubroshorea leprosula, 1191 nucleotides. The record is from the annotation of a GenBank genome assembly. Lineage: Eukaryota; Viridiplantae; Streptophyta; Magnoliopsida; Malvales; Dipterocarpaceae.
ACGACUCAUGGAGCUUCUCAAUCCUCCAAUUCCAAAGACGCCUUGGAUCUUUCUCACCUCCCCAUUUUCCUCAAACGCUUGCAUUAUUAGUGUUGAACUUAUUGGUGUUGGUGGAAAUGUCUAAGUAAAACUAGAAUACUAGGUGAAGUUCAUCUAUUCUUAAUCCUUUUUCUUUGUCAUUUGUGGUUCUGAUAAUUAAUUACUAAGGAUGGCUUUGAUUGUGAAGCAAUGCUUGAUUGAUUGCUCCAACUCAUUUUUUGUUGUUCUACAGUGCCACAAUGGGCAUACACUCUGUUCAACCUGUAAAACAAGGGUACAUAACCGAUGCCCCACAUGUAGGCAGGAGCUUGGUGAUAUAAGGUGUCUAGCACUGGAGAAAGUAGCUGAAUCCCUUGAACUGCCUUGCAAAUAUAUGUUGCUUGGAUGCCCAGAGAUCUUCCCCUACUACAGUAAACUCAAGCAUGAGUCCAUAUGUAACUUCAGGCCAUACAACUGCCCAUAUGCUGGAUCAGAGUGCUCUGUUGUUGGUGAUAUCCCAUUCCUCGUUGCUCACCUGAGGGAUGAUCACAAGGUUGACAUGCAUUCUGGAUGCACAUUUAACCAUCGUUAUGUGAAGUCUAAUCCACGGGAAGUAGAAAAUGCCACAUGGAUGUUAACUGUAUUCCAUUGUUUUGGCCAGUAUUUCUGUCUUCAUUUUGAAGCCUUCCAGCUUGGAGUGGCCCCCGUUUACAUGGCAUUCCUCCGUUUCAUGGGUGAUGAGAUUGAAGCCCGGAACUACAGUUACAGCUUAGAAGUUGGGGGCAAUGGCCGGAAACUCACAUGGGAAGGCACUCCACGAAGCAUAAGAGAUAGCCACAGAAGGGUUAGAGACAGCCACGAUGGCCUAAUCAUACAGCGUAAUAUGGCACUUUUCUUCUCCGGAGGGGAUAGAAAAGAGUUGAAGCUGCGAGUCACCGGACGGAUAUGGAAAGAACAGCAGAACCCUGAAGGUGGGGCCUGCAUUCCCAACCUAUGUAGUUAAAAUUUUAAGGCGUGGUCGGGAGUCUCCAUCUCACCCUGCCAACCCCCACAUCUAUUUACAAUACCAGCAUUUAUUAUUAUCAAAUGUAUGCAGGUGAUGUAGAGGAUUCAUGAACUAUGUACGAAUGCUAUAGGCUUAAGCCUUUUUCUCAAUUAACAAUAAGCUUCUUU